CGCGGGUGUGCGCGCCGGAGAGCGGUGCUCCCCGGGGGCCGGCUUCUCUGUGCGAGCUCUGCGGAAAGACGGGCGGGGAGGGUGCCGUUACCGGGAGGCUUACGGCUGUAAAGGUGUCCUCGUGAUAAAAAGAUGUGGUUUCAUCGAGAAAUUCGUUGAAGCAAAAUAAUCGACUUAAUUCAUCCGACUGACGCUUCCCUCCCGCCCCCAAUUGUUUGCUGAAAAGUACCGUAUAAACGAGAGUCGGAUUUUUUUUUUUUUUCAUUGUGUGCAGUGAACCAGUUUUGCAGGAUGAGCACUCUGACUGAAGAAGUUAAGCCAGAAGAUGACAAACGGGAAUCUGAAAAAAAAAUAUUUUAUUGUGAAGUUUGUAAAGUUCCAUGUAUGAGUUCUAUAAGUCUUCAGUCACACUAUCGUGGUGCAAAGCAUAGAAAGAAAGAGAAAGCCCUGAGACGCAAGACUGUCUAUUGUGCCCGAGCUCCACUCCGAACUCCGAUGAAGUAUGAAACACAGAGACCAGCUAAGAGAGGACUUACAAAGGACAUAACCUGUCUGAAGGAUUUUAUGAAUGAUCCCAAAAGAGAAGAACCUCUAGUUGGUUUAGAAUAUGUGGUUGAAAUCAGAUUUGAAGGAAGAAAAGAGCCGCAUUAUGAGUGCAAGCUGUGUGGUUUUAAUACAGAGAUGGCACCUAUGAUAGAACAUCUUAGUGGAUAUAAACACAGAAGAGCAUACAUCUCUAAAGAAUUUCCAGGUAAAAUGAAGAGAGAGACAACAGAUGUAAAAGAAUGCAAAGUCUCAUUUCUCAGACGGAUAGCAGGAGAGCUAGAGAAGACUGAAGGACUGAAAAUGUAUAAGAUUGAAGGUUACAUAAGACCAAGUACCUCACCCCCAUCAAAGAAGAAGGCAAGGUGGGAAGAUGAUUAUAAGUAUGAGAAUGAUCCUGUUCGGAAACAGAAAGCUCUAGAAUUCUUGGAGACUUUUCACAUCACUUCAGACUCAGAAGCAACACUUGUUGUUCAUAUUACACAGGAACUUACAGAAGCUUUGAAGGCCUUUUGUGAGAAGAAAGCAGCAGUUAAUUACACUAACAGUCUGAGGCCACUGAUGUCAAUAUCUCAAGAUGAAUUUCCAGAAAGGAAAAGCAUCCCAAAACACUAUAAGCCAUAUGGAAAAUCCAAAGGGAAUUCUAACUGGAAUCAAGGUUAUUUGUCUCGGUAUGAAGAGUGUUCUGCAGAUGAUUCUUUUGCUUCUGCUAACUCCUAUAGUUACCAAACAGAUGACAGAUCAUCUUCUUAUAGACUAAGAUCUGAUGACUUUGCAAUGAUGUCUGCACUCAGGGACUCUCUUGCUCUUCAGACUGGAAGUCCUGCCAGUGGUAUCAGUGAAUGGCUGAGACAGUUCAGCCGAUCUGCUUCUGGCAGUAAUUCAGCUGGUGGGGCCUGUUCCUAUGAGACAAGUCCAGUGAGUGAGUACUCAGCAGAAUAUAUGUCCAACGAUGUGCGAGGAAGUAAGCUCCCUGAUAACAGAAUCUCAUAUGGCGGGGAAAGUACAAACUGGGGGAAUCAACAAGCAUGUACAAAAGCAAGGCGUAUGAGUGAUCAAGGAUUACCCUAUGCCAAUUCUUCUGCCUCAUAUCCUCCUUCUGGAAGAUAUUCCACAAACUAUCCUUUGCAAAGCUAUUUCUCUUACAGGAAUGAGGAGUCUGUGAAUACUUGUACAUCUUCUGCAAAGCCUGCUGUUUCAGGGAGAGGUGGCUGUAGGUGGAAUGAGGACUUUAGGUGGAAUGAGGACUCUAGCUGGAACCAAAGCUCUAGCUGGAACCAGGAGUCUAACUGGAGGCAGGAAUCUAGGUGUCAAGGAUUCAGGUACCCCAAGUCAGGCUACAGGAGUGAUUGGAGUUCACAUCAGUACUCAUUUUCUGGCAGUGGUUCGUACAGAGAUUACCAGCAGUUCAGAAGCUCAGAUAAAAUACUUGAUGAAGAUGCUGUUGGUCUUACUCCCAACAUUUUGAAUAGACUACGAGGAGAGGAUAUACCUACAAUGACCAGGAUGCUCAAACAGUUGGCUCCAUAUUAUCCAGCACUUCAAAAACUAAAUAUUCAGACAUUAGUCAAUGUGCUAGUAGAAACUAGAGGAAAAGAUUAAGGAGCAACACAGCUGAACUGGAAACAGAUGAACAGAUUUGAGAAUCUCCAUCUCUUGGCUUUCAGGAAAGAGACUGAAUUUAAUUCUGUGUUUGACUGGUUUGGGGAGGGGAAAGGGAGGUAGGGUUUAAUUUUUUAACAAGUGAAGUAUAGCUGGAACACAAACUUGCACAUAACGGAGGUGAACAUACUAUUUUGUUUAGGCUUUUUUAAUGUAUUUGUUAUAUCUUAGUAUAUUACAGAAAAAAAUCUUUUCUUAUUUUUUGAAAAUAUGUUAAUGUUAUUCUGUCAGCAAAAAGCUAAUAACCCUUUUAACACCCUUCCCAAUUCAGAAAAAAGAGAAAUGUUUCAUUUUAUGUUAUCUACUUAGGAAGAAUAUUCACUGAAAAUACAGGUCCAUGGCAUAAAAAUACAGGUUUAUUUUUCUUCACACAGAUGUAAGGCCAGUUCAGUUAAUUUGAACCUUUAUAAUUAGCAUAUUUUUAGAAAUUGAUACACUACAUUUCUGUUUAGACAAAGGAGAAUGUUGCAGCAAAGGUAUUCUCUGUCUUAACAUGAUGCUAUAUGAGGAAAAUGUAAUCUGUUCUAGGGAAUUGGUAUGUAAUGGGGCAUAUUAGUCAUUUUUGGUUUUGCAGAGUAAAAAGAGAUGUGAAAUAACUUGCAGAUUUUUUUAUCAUGUUGGUUGGAAUGAAAUGGCUAAAAAAUGGCUUAAAAACUCAUUUGAUGGAUUCAUCCAUACUAAAA
Molecule: messenger RNA, 2888 nt
Organism: Athene cunicularia (burrowing owl)
Lineage: Eukaryota; Metazoa; Chordata; Aves; Strigiformes; Strigidae
Exons: 15
Coding region: 292-2145 (617 amino acids)
Cellular component (GO): precatalytic spliceosome
Molecular function (GO): single-stranded RNA binding; double-stranded RNA binding; zinc ion binding
Source: RefSeq, a predicted model, not a curated record